Molecule: messenger RNA, 549 nt
Organism: Mercurialis annua (annual mercury)
Lineage: Eukaryota; Viridiplantae; Streptophyta; Magnoliopsida; Malpighiales; Euphorbiaceae
Exons: 1
Coding region: 33-407 (124 amino acids)
Source: RefSeq, a predicted model, not a curated record
CUUAAAUACUUACAUAUAUAGGCAACCCAAGUAUGGAGGCAAAUGAAGGCAAUGUAAUAUUGAAAAUUAGUGCAGAAGUUAUUGCUAAGGCAAAUCCAAAAAUGGGAAAACCCCCAACAAGAUUACAAAAAAAAGCUCCAUCAUCCCUAGAGCUCAAUAAUUCUUCUUCUUCUUCUUCUUUCGAUCCGAUUCCUCUUUUAUCACCACUUAUUUUAUCUCCAUUACGACACUCAAAUGAGACCGACGACUUCAAGUUCCCUAUAGCAUGGAUGAAUGAUAAAAAUAUUGAAACUCCGGUUCUCGGAGGAUGGAAACGUCCGGCUGCGGUUAGUGGAUAUAUAGAGCCAUCAUCUUUAUUCUCAUUUUUUCAGUCCAAAUGUGUUCUUGUUGGUAAUAAUGUAAAUUGAGUUUUUUUUGUUUACCUAAUUUUCCAUGGAACUAUACUUUUUAUUGAGGGUUAGAGUUAAAGAGGUAUACACUUUUAUCUUAUGUUUCAAUUUGAUAGAAAUUUUAAUUCAUAUUGUAAUGGUAUUAAUAUUUUCAUUUUUA